Psylliodes chrysocephalus is the source of this 1484-nucleotide messenger RNA. NCBI's taxonomy places the organism in Eukaryota, Metazoa, Arthropoda, Insecta, Coleoptera, Chrysomelidae. The record is from the annotation of a GenBank genome assembly.
AAAUUUUUUUACUAUUAAAGCUCAUUGUAGAAAAUCCACGAUAAUUAUAAUAUGAAAUCUAGACAUUAGAGAAAUAAAGACCCUGUAUUUCGGAGCUGAUAUUUAAUUGUUAUUGUUUUCUAUUAUUUUAUAUUUAAACAAACAUAUCGGAUCGUGUCUCGCCAUGAGAAAUUGCUGACCAUACGAAAUUUAAUGAAUUCAAUGUUAAACACCUGAUGACACUACUUUUUAAAAUAUCUAAGUACUUCUAAUUAUUUUUACCAAAUAUGGAAAAUAUUUCACCAAAGAGCCCAGCUGAUUUUUUCAAAGAAUUUGAAAAAAUAGUCAAGGAAAAUGAUGUGAACAAUACAGAGGAAAAUUUUUUGAGAAGGUUUUUGAUUGGACACCACUACGAUAUUUUUGCUGCCCUUAAAUCAGUUCAAAAUUACGAAAGUUUCAUCCAUAGACAUAAAGAAACAUGGCUGCAUCUGAAAAGAUCACAAAUAGAAAAAGUCAUGAGCUCUCAAAUCGUUGAAGUGUUAGAAAAAACCGGUCUGCAGGACCAGCUGAUAUUAUGGAUUCGGCUUGAUAACUGGGAUCCACAAUAUACAACCGCAGAUGAAAUUUUACAGGUUUCAGGUGUUCUCUGUGAAUUGGUAUACUUGAAAUAUAAGGACGUUAAAAAUAUCGAUAUUAUUUUAGAUCUAAAUAAUUUGUCUUUAAAACAUAUAUACGGAUUGUCACCUAAAUUUGCUAAAAGGAUGGUAUUCUUCAUGUCUGAAUGUUUGCCCAUGUAUAUGUUACACAUUUACGUAGUGAGACAACCGAAGAUAUUUUACCUAGUUUAUUCACUAUUUAAGCCUUUUUUGGAAGAAAAUAUUAGAAAAUCAAUUAAAAUAUGCGGAUGGAAUUUUGAGGUUUUGUUGGUGACCAUUGGAAAAGAUAAUUUGCCAGUAGAAUUGGAUGGUCUUGGCGAUGAUUUGGAUCCCAAUAGGUGGUUAAAACUCUUUUACAAGAAAAAAAAUCAAAUAUAUCUUCAAAAAUUGGGUUACGAAUUUUUCUGAAAAAAUCAAUAGUUAUUCACCAUUUUUUUCAAAAAACUACAAACCAAUUCUCUAAGGACAUAAUAUCAUGUAUUUUUGUUAAUUUUUAUUUUUAUUUCAUAAUUAUUUGUUACUUUUAGAACACAUGUUUUUUAGAACACAUGUUAGACGACUCGAAUAUUAUUUAUAUACAUUUUCUUUUUACAUAAUUAGCAAUAAUUACUCAAUGUUGACAAAAUAAAACUGCAGACCAUUAUCUGAUAUCUACGUAUUUUCAAUGUAAUUAAAUAUUUAUCGCGGAUUAUAUUCCAAUGUAAUGAAUUUUAAUUUACGUACGAAAAAAAAAAAUUGUAUAAACUACGCCAAUUUUCUUUGUUAAAAAAAAGCUAAUAAAAAAAAUAAAUUACUUUAUUGGUUUACUAAGGAAUAUAUCUUUUAUUUUUAUAUGUAAGAAUUAUUGAG